CUUCACUACGAGACGGUGAGAGAGUCGGAGGACUUCUACAGUCUGAAUAAAGACAAGCUGCUGGAGCUGAUUCUGAGUGACGAGCUGGAGAUAGAAGAUGAACAGGUCGUCUUUAACUCGGUGAUGCGGUGGGUUCGGUACGACCUGGAGGGUCGGCGUCACCACUUACCUGAGCUGCUGCGGGGCAUCAGGCUGGCUCUGCUGCCGUCUGAGUGUCUGCUGGAGGCCGUGGCCUGUGAAGAGCUGGUGAUGGCUGACAAGAGGAGCAGGUCCAUAGUAGAGGAGGCCAUGCAGUGUAAGAAGAAGAUCCUUCAGAACGACGGCGUGGUGACCAGUCCCUGUGCUCGACCACGAAAAGCUGGACACACGCUGCUGAUCCUGGGAGGCCAGACCUUCAUGUGUGACAAGAUCUACCAGGUGGACCAUAAAGCUAAAGAGAUCAUUCCUAAAGCUGACCUUCCCAGUCCCAGGAAGGAGUUCAGCGCGUGUGCUAUCGGCUGUAAGGUGUACGUGACCGGAGGUCGAGGGUCCGAGAACGGCGUUUCUAAAGACGUCUGGAUCUACGACACGGUCCACGAGGAGUGGUCCAAAGGAGCGCCCAUGCUGAUAGCCCGGUUCGGCCACGGCUCCGCUGAGCUGGAGAACAGUCUCUAUGUUGUCGGAGGUCACACGGCCAUCGCUGGAGUGUUUCCUGCCUCUCCAUCGGUCUCUCUGAAGCAGGUGGAGCGCUACGACCCUCUGAGUAAUAAAUGGACCAUGAUGGCUCCUCUCAGAGAUGGAGUCAGCAACGCAGCCGUGGUCAGCGCCAAGCUCAAGCUGUUUGUGUUCGGAGGGUCCACAAUCCACAGAGACAAGGCCUCGAAGGUGCAGUGUUACGACCCCGUGGGGAACCGCUGGAACAUAGCGGCUGAAUGUCCUCAGCCAUGGCGGUACACGGCGGCGGCUGUCUUAGGGAGCCAGAUCUUCAUCAUGGGGGGCGACACCGAGUUCACCGCCGCCUCCGCUUACCGCUUUGACUGUGAGACCAAUCAGUGGACUCGAGUGGGCGACAUGACCUCCAAACGGAUGAGCUGCCACGCCGUGGCGUCGGGGAAUAAGCUGUACGUGGUGGGCGGGUACUUUGGGACGCAGCGGUGUAAAACUUUAGACUGUUAUGACCCGACGUCAGACAGCUGGAACUCCAUCACCACCGUGCCUUACUCUCUGAUCCCCACUGCCUUUGUCAGCACCUGGAAACACCUGCCGGCCUGAGGGGGAGGAGCCAAACACCAGGUGUGGAGGAGGAUCUCUGAGAGUCCAGCAGGACCAACAGGAGACUCUGGAUCAGUCCUGAACUACAGCUUCAUAAUGUGACCACACCCACUCUGAGGCCAUGUUUCAUUAAUGUCUUAUUAAUCCUGAAAAUAACCAGACGUGUCAGGAUCAGUCUGCAGAGGGCGCUAAAUGACUUGUUCUUGCAAAGGUCGCCGAUAUGAAACCGAGAAUGUCACCAGACGGCUUCAAACCUCUUACAUAGACUCUCUUCUCCCAGACCUGGAGAGCAGCCCCCACCCCACCCCACCCCUUCAGAGAGUGGCGUGCAGACGGUCCAUGGUCGUGCAGCGAUGUGACUUAAACUGUACCUUAACUUGACUUUUUCUUUCUUAGUGACUGAACUGGAUCCAGCAGAGGUCUACAUGUCUCUUUUGAUACCACACAUUUGAAACAAUGCGACCUCUUGUUAUUUUAAAGAUGGACGGCAUCAAAAAGAACUGAAACUUCAAAAAACAGCUGCUUCUGUUUCAUCAGCCAGGACAGGUGUGAGGAGAAGAACCCACCAAAACAUCUCAGACAAACUCCUGCACACCUGUCUGAAGCGCAGUGUGCAAGAGAUUCUCUGCAACAAAUGACCCAGCAGACGAAGGGUUAAUGGACUUCUCUUCUGGCUGCCUCGGUGACAAACACCUUUUAAUGUUAUUAGAUUUGUACUUGAAUCAUAUGGAGGCAUCAUGACGUCACCAGUCUCAUGUUGAGACUCUGUGUGUGUGUUUGUGGUACAAACAACACAACUCACUUCUUCUUUUUGCCUUUUUGCAGUGAAAGUGUAAAGAGACCUCUGGUAAGCUUUAAGCUAAAGUCCUCUUAACCCUCAGGCAUCAGUUUGAUUUACGACCCUCUGAAGUCACUAAGGAUAAAAAAUGUCCACUUACAAAAAACUGAUAAAAAAUAGAACAGAUUGAUAUUUUUUUUCUACUUUUUUCUGCAUAAAUCUCUUAAACAACUCCAGCCCUGCUCAAAACUAUCAAAUAUUGAAUAAUUAUCAGGAAUUUAACCCUUUAAAUGCCAGUUUGAUUA
Molecule: messenger RNA, 2334 nt
Organism: Labrus mixtus (cuckoo wrasse)
Lineage: Eukaryota; Metazoa; Chordata; Actinopteri; Labriformes; Labridae
Product: kelch-like protein 25
Exons: 9
Molecular function (GO): protein binding
Source: RefSeq, a predicted model, not a curated record